GGCAUGGAGGUCAUCAAGGGCCUCGGCGAUGCGCUAGCCGCCUAUGCGUCCGACGUCGACGGUCAAGAUCUGUCUGGAUACUAUGUCUAUCCGAGCUAUGUGCUUGCGGACGUGCGAAUGGAGGAUAUAUAUGGGGAGAAUAUGAAGAAGAUGAGGGAGGUGCGCGAGCGCGUCGAUCCCAACGGACUGAUGGCGCUCGCUGGCGGCUUCAAGGUUUGA
Messenger RNA from Schizophyllum commune H4-8, 219 nucleotides. RefSeq lists its product as uncharacterized. The record is from RefSeq and is a predicted model, not a curated record. The annotation marks the transcript as partial. The transcript has a single exon. NCBI's taxonomy places the organism in Eukaryota, Fungi, Basidiomycota, Agaricomycetes, Agaricales, Schizophyllaceae.